CCCGACUAUACCACAUGUCCAGCCUCCUAGUCCCGAAGAGAGCCUUCUCUUUGGAUGGUCCAAGUAUCACUCAAGUCGUUUUUUCAUGGAUCAGGAAACACUGGACACGAUGAUUCGUAGAUACAGCAGCUUGUAAUUGUAUGCGUGAAAUGAAAAGCCUCAUCCACUUGGCUGCUAUAACCUAGCUAGUGAAGCGAUAUUUUCCUAUUCAAUUUAAACAAACAAAACAAUAUCCAUUUUAAAAAAUUAUAUCUAUUUUAUUUAAGUAGUUAUUUUACUUGUAAUUUGUUUAUGGUUGCAUUGUCGGGAACCUAUUAUUUGUCAGCCAGUUUUGCCGACGUGUUGUGGGUUGAUUCCCAGCUCUUUAACGGGGUAGCCGAGUCCAAAACAAGGGACAGCUGUUUAUAAAUCCUAGUGUUUUAAUCCCUGUUUUUACUUGUUCAAGAAGAUGAAGAUAACGGUGGAAUUCGAGGAAUGUCUCAAAGACUCUCCGAGAUUCAGGGCCACUAUAGAGGAGGUGGAAGGGGAUGUUGGAGAGUUGGAGUCCAAACUCGACAAGCUGGUGAAGUUAUGCAUCGGGAUGAUCGACGCUGGCAAGGCUUACAACACGGCAAACAAACAGUUUGUCAAUGGAAUCCGCGAGCUCGCUGCGAGCUCCACCAAAGAUGAAGUCAUUGAGUCCAGUCUCACAACAUUUGCUGAGAGUCUACAGGAGAUGAUCAACUAUCACACGAUUUUGUUUGACCAGGCCCAGCGAUCGAUUAAGACACAGCUUCUAACAUUUGUCAAAGAGGACCUGCGGAAGUUCAAAGAGGCCAAGAAGCAGUUUGACAAGGUGAGUGAGGAGAAGGAGGCGGCGUUGAACAAGAACGCCCAGGCGCCUCGCAACAAGCAGCACGAGGUGGAGGAGGCCACCAACAUCCUGACGGCUACGCGCAAGUGCUUCCGCCACAUCGUCCUUGACUACGUCCUCCAGAUCAAUGUACUACAGUCCAAGAGAAGAUCGGAAAUUCUCAAAUCGAUGCUGUCCUUCAUGUACGCCCACCUGACCUUCUUCCAUCAGGGUUACGACCUUUUCAGUGAACUGCAACCGCUGAUGAAACAACUGGGGGGACAGCUGGAUCUGCUGGUGGUGGAUGCAGCCAAAGAGAAGAGGGACAUGGAGCAGAAACACUCCACCAUUCAACAGAAGGCUGCUCUGCAGGGGACAGAGGUUGAUGGCCACAGCUUUUGCGCGUGGAGGUCCUCUGACUUCUCGAAUGACGACACCAAGCUGGAGUACAAUGUGGACGCAGACAAUGGCAUUGCGAUGGAGGGCUACCUGUUUAAGAGGGCCAGCAACGCCUUCAAAACAUGGAACAGGCGCUGGUUCUCCAUUCAAAACAAUCAGCUAGUUUACCAGAAGAAGUUCAAGGAUAAUCCCACAGUGGUGGUGGAGGACUUGCGGCUAUGUACAGUCAAACACUGUGAGGAUAUCGAACGUCGCUUCUGCUUUGAAGUGGUGUCCCCCACCAAGAGUUGUAUUAUGCAGGCUGACUCUGAGAAGCUGAGGCAGGCUUGGAUCAAAGCUGUCCAGAACAGCAUCGCCACUGCCUUCAGGGAGCAGGGAGAGGACGCUGAGAAGCUGGACCGGAAAUCUUCCACGUCCACAGGCAGCCUGGACUCAGGCGGCGAGCCCAAAGAGAGGUCACUGAAAGGGGAGAGCGCCCUCCAGAGGGUCAUGGUCAUUGGGGGCAAUGCCUGCUGCUGUGACUGUGGUCAACCUGACCCACGCUGGGCCAGCAUCAACCUGGGCAUCACCCUCUGUAUCCAGUGCUCUGGGAUACACAGGAGUCUGGGGGUCCAUUUCUCCAAAGUGCGCUCGCUCACCCUGGACUCAUGGGAACCGGAACUACUCAAGCUGAUGUGUGAGCUGGGUAACGGGGUCAUCAACCAGAUCUACGAGGCUGGGAAAGAAGAGCUGGGAGCCAUGAAGCCAAAGCCGACAGACCCCAGGCAGGAGAUCGAAGCCUACAUCAGGGCCAAGUACGUGGACAGGCGUUUCGUGCAGCGCCCGUCCAAUGAAGAGUUACGCGCCAAGGUGGUGUCCCUGGCCAAACGGGAGAAGAAGCUGAGCGGCAGCACGGAGCACCUGCCCCCCCGGCCGCCCCCGCCCACGCCCAAACUCCGGCCCUCCUCCAACGCCUCAGGUCAGUCAGCUGCUGCCAAAGGCUUGAAGGCGCGCCGUGACUCUCUCUUCUGUCCAGACGAGCUUGACUCGCUCUUCUCCUACUUUGACACCUCUGCCAAGCUUAGGAGCAUAAGAAGUGCAGACAGUGGCAUCCAGAACAGUGCAGAAGGAAGUAGGGAGAUGCUGGCCACCAACAGCCUGGCUGAAGCAGAAGCUGCCGAGGCACCCCCCAUGGCCAUGCCUGCCACCCUGCCCCCUCCAUCGCCCUGUAAGGAGCUGGUGGUGUUCUCGGAGCCCAAGGAGUACUCCUCGGGGCUGCAGCUGUACUGGGCCUCGUGUGCCCGCAGCCUGCCCGACAUGGCCGAGGCCCUGGCCCACGGAGCGGAGGUCAACUGGGUCAACACCGACGACGACAAGAGGACCCCGCUCAUCAUGGCUGUGCAGGGGGGCUCGUUGGUGACCUGUGAGUUCCUGCUCCAGAACGCAGGAAACGUGAACCAGCAGGACGCCCUGGGUCGAGGACCCCUCCACCACGCCACCAUCCUGGGACACACCGGUCAAGUGUGUUUGUUCCUGAAAAGAGGAGCCAAUCAGAACGCGGCAGACAUUGACGCGAAAACGCCCCUAUCCAUGGCAGUGGACGCUGCCAAUGCAGACAUCGUCACAUUACUGCGAUUGGCCAAGAUGAACGAGGAGAUGCGGGAGGCGGAGGGGCCCUACAUGCAGUCAGGAGAUGAAACCUACCAAGACAUUUUCCAGGAUUUUUCCCAGAUGGCUUCAAACGAUCCGGAGAAACUGAACCGCUACCAGCAGUAUGACUCGCAGCAGAGGCCAUGAGGGAGGGAGACGACCUGGAAGUCUGUGGAAGCCGUCUGGGCUUUUUCCUGGUCAGUGCUGUACUCAGCACGAGUAUUGGAGGGUCUGUUUCACCUGAACCUCAAUGGUGAAGUGGUAUAUCACUUUAAUUGGUUUGAAUGGGUCUAAAAUUGUACAUUUCAAAGUUAAAAAUGUAUACAUUUCAUUGAGGCUGGAUGGCUCAGGAUUGUGAACCUAAACAAGGUUUUAUGAGACUCUGGACUGGUGCCUAGUUGGUAAAACAGUUCACAUUUGAACCUGAAUGGUACAGUAUUAUGCUUUAUAUAUAAUGUGACAGUUUGGUUCAAAACAUAACCAUAAACAAAAAUCAAGUUGAGUCGUAAUUGUUGUUUCUGAAUUCAUAUAAACCAAAUAGACCACUCAUCGUGUCUUUUGAGGUUUAGUAGGCUUUUUGCAUGUAGAUACUUUUUAAAAAUAUAUAUAACAAAUAAAAAUAUUUUUUUUUAUUUGUGCUAUCAAUUUGCUUAUAUCGUCCCAAUUCAAUGUGGUGUUUUUGUUGAUAAAUAAGCAGCACCUUUUUGUGAUUUUAGCUAUAGUGUGUUUUCACAGCAUUUAUCUGUCGUAUGUUAAAAAUGAAAGUUAAUGUUAAUGGCUGGCCACCCACUUUCCUCGUCAACACUGUUUUGUACGGUGAAAUUUUGGUGUGAAGUGCUCAUGUUGCUGAGAUGUAGGUUUGUCACUCUUCCGUUACUGUUAAACCCCUUAAUGUGGCUCAUGCAUAAAUGUUGAUUGUGGGUAUUUUGCUGUUUUACAUUUUUUUGAUGAGGCAAUACUUUUGUUUUGUGAUUUUUAAGAUCUGAAGGAGGGUAAAUCCGUUUAUUUGUGUGUGUGAGGAAGACGAGCCUUACGUUUUAAAGUAUAAUUUCAUAUUCAAUCUUGUUUUAGAUCGGAAACAAUGACUGUUAAAAAGAGAAAAGAUGACAUGUUAGGCUCUUUCUGCACAUGCCUGUUUGAAUUUAGGUCCCCAUAUUGUAGUAUCCACUUUUUCUGACGUCUCACUAUUUUAAACAGUAUUAUAGCAUCCUGUUCAUUGGAUGGCUAAAAACGACUUCUAUAAAAUAUACCUUGUUUAUUAGUGUAUUAGAAACACUAACGAGCAUGUACCACCUUCCUGGAUACGUACUACUGUGGCAUUGCAUUUACAAUAUGAGGAGCUCUCUUAAGCCCUGGUUAUACUUGGUGCUAAUGCUCUCAAGCCCUGUUUAUACCUGGUUCUAUCAUUUGCCUUUUGUCCUGAUCUUGUCCACAUUCUGAUUGUGCCCACAUUUUUAAAUGGGUGUAGAUGAUUAAAGCAACUGAUUGUGAUCAGAUCCUCCUUACCACUUCUGGAGGAGGUCUUUGUAAACCGAUCUGGAUUGGCAAACCAUUUAAAUCCACCCUCAUCAUUGACAUGGGCCACCAUGGACCGAAGGCAUCAAUAUUGGUCUAUAACGUAAAAUAAAAAUUAUAUCACAUGUAAAUGAAAUGUGUAAAUAGGGAUUUUUCCUUUCUUGACUUUUAUUGGACUCUAACUUGUAAACUCUGCCCACUGAGCUUUCAUCCAACCAAUGAAUUUGUCCCAACUACUUCUGUAGGUGGUCAGGAAGAUCUGAUCAGUGUUUUUUACAUUUUUUGUUAGCACCAGUUAUAAGCUGGGCUAUUCUUAAAUACAACAUGUGAUACAGAUCUUGUACAGCUUUUGAAUAUGCAUAAGUUAAAUCUAAAGUAGUGGUACUUGAAUCAUUAAAUAAGCGCUUGUAAAUGCUGAUAAUAUAAAAAAGACAAUUACAAGAUGAAAUUGUCUCCCUAUACCACUCAGAUAUGCAUAUUAUCGAUAUAAUUAAGGACUAUAUUACAUUUACUGCAAAUCAUGGACUGAAUUUCUUGCUGAAUGUUGAACUGUUUUGUUGUAUUGAUUUUAUAAAGCAAUUUUCCUUUC
This is a messenger RNA of Oncorhynchus tshawytscha (Chinook salmon), 4964 nucleotides long. RefSeq names its product arf-GAP with coiled-coil, ANK repeat and PH domain-containing protein 2. The record is from RefSeq and is a predicted model, not a curated record. Lineage: Eukaryota; Metazoa; Chordata; Actinopteri; Salmoniformes; Salmonidae. The transcript has 26 exons. Bases 449 to 3007 code for a protein of 852 amino acids. Gene Ontology annotation, cellular component: cytoplasm. Gene Ontology annotation, molecular function: GTPase activator activity; protein binding.